ACAUCAAUCAAACUUCAAAAUCCAAGAGGGGACCAAUUGCAAAAAAAAGAACUGUGUAAAAAUCUUACUUUUGAGAGUAAAAAGAGACUGAAAAACAAUGGCAGGGCACGAGGAUUUCAUCGAAGCUGAAAAUGCAGAAGCCAUCAUCACUCGAAUCGAGCACAAAUCUCGCAAGAUCGAAAGCUUACUCAAACAGUAUAAACCAGUUGAAGCUCUCAAAACUGCGCUUGAAGGUUCAUCUGCCAUAACUAAAGACGAUCGCUGCAAGUCGGCGAAUUGGAUAGCGGUUCAUCGGGCGAUAAUGGCGAUUAAAGAUGUUGAUGGGAUGCUCGCUUCUUUGGAUUCUGAGUAUUAUGAUAUUCUCAUGAAGUACUUGUACAGAGGUUUGUCAACUGGAGAUCGUCCGACAUGUGAACAGUGCCUCAGAAUACAUGAAAAGCUGACUCAGAGAGCUGGUCUAGGAUGCAUACUUCGCUGUCUUGCUGAUACACAGAAUACAGUGUGAUUCAAGUUAAUACAAAACUCGUUAAAGGACCAUCUGAUAGAAAUGAUCUCACACGUCACACCUUCUACCCUUAUGCAUCCCUGUUUUAGAAAAGGGAUAUGGAGAAUUCUUAAGAUUUGUAUAGAAGUUGAUGUCUUCACUCUUUGCUAGGCAGUUAUCUCGCUUAUCUGUCUCAUCCCUGUAAAACUCAGAGCUUCUAAGCUCUUGUCAUUAUAUCAGAGAUUACAUUCCAUUAGCAAAACUUUCAGAUCAUCAGAUGUCACGUAACAUAGAGAUUUAUUGUUUUUA
This is a messenger RNA of Spinacia oleracea (spinach), 793 nucleotides long. RefSeq names its product actin-related protein 2/3 complex subunit 5A. The record is from RefSeq and is a predicted model, not a curated record. Gene Ontology annotation, cellular component: Arp2/3 protein complex; actin cytoskeleton. Lineage: Eukaryota; Viridiplantae; Streptophyta; Magnoliopsida; Caryophyllales; Amaranthaceae. Bases 98 to 505 code for a protein of 135 amino acids. The transcript has 4 exons. Gene Ontology annotation, biological process: Arp2/3 complex-mediated actin nucleation; regulation of actin filament polymerization.